AUGUUCAAUCGAGACCGGGUUCCAGGUCUGCCUGGAAACUCACCCCGUCCACCUCAGCGCAACGACGGCUACGGACGACCCCCACAACAACAACCUCCAGCACAGCGAGGUCCAGAUACGAGGAUGGGUGGAUAUGACGACCGACCGCCUGCCGGCGCCCCGCCAGGUGCGCAGCGCAUGCCAGCAAGAGAACCACCGGGAGGAGGUGGUGGUGGUGGCGGCGGUGGAGGACCUGCGAGGCAAUUGCGGCCCAUUAAGAGCCCCGGAGGCAAUGCGUAUGCUUUUGGUAACAUCGUCGCAGUAUCUCCCCAGGACUUCCAAGCAAACCCGGACGGCUCCGACAUCUACAUAAUGGUCAAUGGAAAUUUUGCUCUCUCUGCAAGACCUACACAAGGCUGUGGACCAGGCGAAAUCGGACUCACAGACGCACAACGAACAUGGGCGGGUAUCUCACUUGGACCUCAGGAGGUUGUCACGGCAUCCCAAUACGAUCCCUUCAGUCACGGCGGCGGCAAAUCGUACCUAGGUUCCGUUGAAAUAGAAGUCGGAUUUGCGGGAAGAAAGACAACGGAGACGCCGUAUGACCAAGACGAGCUUGCAACUUUCUUCAAGAAGAGCUUCGAAAACCAGCUGCUGGCACCAGGCCAACAACUCCUUCUCGAUAUAAAGAAUAUACCACUCAGGAUGAUGAUACGAACUGUAACACUCGCAGACCUAUCUAUGGAAAAGGAGGAGACUGAUGCGCCAGCCAUUACCGAUCCACGCGCUCGUGGUAUCCUCACAAGACAUACCCAGGUCGACUUCUUCAAGGACGCUCGGACAGACAUCAAGUUGAAGGCAUCUGCGAGACGGGCGGCUGCAAACUCCAUCAUUCAGCCAGGAUUCAAGUUCGAGGACAUGGGCAUUGGUGGCCUGGAUACUGAGUUCGCUGCCAUCUUCCGCCGAGCUUUCGCAUCGCGCAUCUUCCCCCCAGGUAUCCGAGAGCGGUUGGGUAUUGAGCACGUGCGCGGAAUGCUUCUGUACGGUCCUCCCGGUACUGGCAAAACCUUGAUUGCGAGACAGAUAGGAAAGAUGCUCAACGCCCGCGAGCCCAAGGUCAUCAACGGUCCAGAAGUGUUGAACAAGUACGUCGGAGCUUCUGAGGAGAACAUCCGUAAGAUGUUUGCAGAUGCCGAGAAAGAGCAAAAGGAAAAGGGUGAUGAGAGCGGUUUGCAUAUCAUCAUCUUUGACGAGCUUGAUGCCGUGUGCAAGCAAAGAGGCUCCGGUGCUGGUGGUGGCACUGGUGUAGGAGACAGCGUUGUCAACCAGCUGCUGUCCAAGCUCGAUGGUGUCGAAGCACUGAACAAUAUCUUGCUUAUUGGUAUGACGAACCGUAUGGACAUGAUCGACGAGGCCCUUUUACGUCCCGGUCGUCUCGAAGUACAUUUGGAGAUUUCCCUUCCCGACGAAUCAGGUCGAGCCCAGAUUCUCAAGAUUCACACAACCAAGAUGCGCAAGAACAACGUUCUAGAGCCAGACGUCAGCGUCGAAGAGCUUGCAAAGCUCACAAAGAACUUUUCGGGGGCUGAAUUGAAUGGAUUAGUCAAAGCAGCUACGUCAUACGCCUUUGGUCGACAUCUCCAGGGUGGUACUACUGUCAAAGCAGACGUCGAGGACAUCAAAGUCAAGCGUGUAGACUUUUUGAGCGCCCUCGAUGACGUGAAGCCGCUCUUUGGUGUUGCCGAGGAGGAAUUAGGCAGGCGGUUACGACAUGGCAUUAUUCACUUUUCGCCUUUUAUCAAGGACAUCCUGGAAGAAGCACGACUGUACAUGAACCAGGUCAGGAAGCCAGAGUCAAGUCCGCUGUUGUCCGUUGCCUUGCAUGGACCCCCUGGGUCCGGGAAGACAGCAAUGGCUGCAAAGAUGGCCAUAGAUUCGGGAUAUCCAUUUAUCAAACUGAUAUCAGCCGAAGAUAUGAUCGGGUACAGCGAGAUGCAAAAGGUGCAACAGCUCGACAAGACAUUCAGAGACGCGUACAAGAGUCCGUUGAGUGUCAUUGUGAUUGACUCGAUCGAGUUGCUGUUGGACUGGGUACCAAUUGGACCCAGGUUCAGCAAUACCGUCUUGGCUGCGCUCAAGGUGCUUCUCGCCAAGGAGCCACCAAAGGACCGCCGUCUCCUCAUCUUCGCCACAACGACCGAGCGCUCGGUUCUCACUCAACUCGACCUCUUUGCCCGAUUCGAUGCUGAAAUCGCCGUCCCCAACGUAAACACGCAGGCGGAACUCGCAAACGUGUUGCGCGAAUCCGGCGCCUUUUCAGACCACGACCAGCAGCGUGCGAUUAGUGAGAUUGCGGAUAUCACCGGUAGCGCCGAGAUUGGCGUCGGCAUCAAGAAGAUUCUCACCGGUAUUGAGACGGCCAAGCAGGACCAGGAUGUGCCUGGUCGCUUUGCACGCGUCAUGUCACGCGCUAUUGCUGCAAACAGGGGAUCGUAGUCGUGCUGUGAUGUAGUUGUUUUCCGGUGUAGAAAGAUACUUUGGGGAUUUACCAGGACUUAGCUGUACUAGAAUUACGAGAUUAGAGUAUACCGUAGUCAUUCCAAAGCUAAAUAUACACUGCCAGAAGUCUGACCUGCUGUAUGUGGGUAUUGAUUCCAA
Pyrenophora tritici-repentis Pt-1C-BFP is the source of this 2637-nucleotide messenger RNA. Its product is annotated as SpoVK, ATPase AAA+ class. The record is from RefSeq and is a predicted model, not a curated record. NCBI's taxonomy places the organism in Eukaryota, Fungi, Ascomycota, Dothideomycetes, Pleosporales, Pleosporaceae. Gene Ontology annotation, molecular function: ATP binding; ATP hydrolysis activity. Gene Ontology annotation, biological process: intra-Golgi vesicle-mediated transport; SNARE complex disassembly; Golgi to plasma membrane protein transport. Gene Ontology annotation, cellular component: Golgi stack.